AUGAAAUGCCUCAACCUAAGACAUCUUGGAUUUUUAAUUGACAUAUGCAUUAAAUCUAUUGAAACUCGGUUUUCGAUAUAUUUCGAGAAUAAUCCUCAAUCAGAGAUGGCUAUAAUAGCCACAACACUUUUACCAAAGUUUAGGCUAAGAUGGCUAAAUUCGUUUAAAAAUACGAAUUUUAUUCUUCAAGAGAAUCAAGUAAAAAAUAUGGUGUUAAAGGCAGCAAAAGAAUUUGUAAGUUUUGAAAACUAUGCCACACGUGAAGUGAUAGAUGAAGAGGAAAAUGAAGAUUUUUUUGAAUUAAGCACUGUAUCAGAAAUAUAUACAGAAAAAGAAGCACCGUCAGUUUCUCACGAAUUUGAAUGA
This is a messenger RNA of Psylliodes chrysocephalus, 366 nucleotides long. The record is from the annotation of a GenBank genome assembly. NCBI's taxonomy places the organism in Eukaryota, Metazoa, Arthropoda, Insecta, Coleoptera, Chrysomelidae.